AUGAGACGAUAUCGUUACGACAGCAAUGACGCAGACAGUUCUGUAGCAUUGGUUCAGCCUAUAAAAGAUCGUUGCGAUAAUCAGUUGAUGUCGAAUCUUCUCAGGUUUAACAACAUGAACAGAAUUCUUAUCGCUUUGGUUCUCUGCUUGGCAGUGCUUUCCGUACAAGCUCAAAAAAGAGAGAAGGUCGAACUAGUACCACUUUCCUUCCGAGGAGAUGUCUGCGACAAAGUUUGCAACAAGCGUGACGGAUGGGAGCGUUGUGAGAAGGUGACGAAACGAGGACAAUACGAGGUCACCUGUACCGAUCUUCGCGGAGGUUCCGGAGGUCCAGGAGGCAAAGGAGGACCAAAAGGACCAUUUGGAAAGGGACCUUUUGGACGUCGUUGA
This is a messenger RNA of Strongylus vulgaris, 390 nucleotides long. The record is from the annotation of a GenBank genome assembly. Lineage: Eukaryota; Metazoa; Nematoda; Chromadorea; Rhabditida; Strongylidae.